UUUCUGGUUGAAAAUUGGUCAUGUUACCAUCCUUUCACUCGCAGUUUGGUAAAAUCGCACCGUCAGCGUCGAGUAAAAGGCCAAACGCAAAGUCGGAACAGAAUACGAAACGAAGAAGAGUGACUCAGGCAUGCGACGCAUGUCGAAGUAGAAAAAUCAAGUGUGUAUUCGAUGCAGCAACUAAUACAUGCGCAACAUGUAAAGCAAUAGGCACUAACUGUGUGUUUACUAAACCGGUCAAACGCCGAGGACCACCCAAGGGUCAUAUAGGAACCCUCGAACGCCGAAUCAAUCGAAUGGAAUCUUUAUUAGCCGCCGUGGAUGGCCCAUCAGCAAAUGGUAACGAGGCAGAUAACCGGAGCAUUGGGUCAUCUGGUCAGAGUAUAGACUCAUCCAGCGCUUCAACCGCAUAUAGCUCUUACGAACCAGCCGAGCAAAAAAUGCUUUCAUCCAUCACCAAUGUCGCAAGACAGAAUAAUCUUCGCACCAAAAAAAUACCCGAGGAAGAUCUUGACCUUGCUAGAUUUGAAAGCGUUCGCUUCUUGGGGGAUGUUUCUGGAAUCAAAUUCUUGAGCAAAUCACUCGGAAUUGACCGCCCUUUACAACAAUUCUUGCCCGGUCACCAGGUGGAACGACUCGGUAAAGACACCUUUUUGUGCGCUAUCGAAAAGAUGCCAAACCAAGAAAUCAGUGAAGAAAAAGACAAGUAUCAGACAAGAUCAGAAUGGACAAAGCAUUACGUUGGUCUGGAGGUCGAAGCAUGCGAUCGCUUGUUAUCACUGUAUUUUAUGAACAUACAUCCUAUUUUUCCUAUUGUCAACAAGCACACCUUUCUGGAGCGGUACAGGGGACUCUCCAAGUCGUAUCCUUCUACAAUUGUUUUCAACGCCAUGCUGGGUGCUGCCGCUCGUUACUUUGAAAUAUCAAAUGAUGACUCGUUGCUGAUAUCGACUAAUGGCCGAGCAUUAUCUGACAUACUCUUUGAUAGAGUUUUAAAGGAAGUAUUUUUGCAAAGCGUAUCAGGACCAAGCUUACCUAUGGUUCAAGCCAUCAUUCUUCUUCUCAACCAUCAUGCAAGAAUGGAUAGCAAAGGAUCCGAUUGCUACCUGUUGAUUGGUAUCGCUAUCAGGAUGGCACAAGAUCUAGGGUUACAUCAAUCCUGCGAUGAUUGGAAUAUGCCAGAUAUGGAAAAACAAACGCGAAAGCGCAUUUGGUGGAGUUUGUACAUUAUGGAUCGAUUUAACAGUGCCUUGUUCGGAAAGCCAUUGACAAUCGUAGAAGAGGAUUGCGAUGUCGAUCUGCCGAAGGAAACUGCGCCAUGGAUUGAAAUAGUAGACGGGUUUCCUGAGCGUUCAACGGAUCCCAGGAACCUUGCUACCUUCCCAUCCACUCCUGAUGCUCAGAGCCAACAACAUGAAAUGAACGAGGAGCGACCGCUUUAUCAAAUGUUUUUGCAAUUGGCGAAAUUAUCACAAAUUAUCGGUCAUAUCCUCCAAGGAUUGUACACCACGCGAGCCAAACAGCAAAGCUACAUUCAAGGAAGCGACAACAUAGUCACUCGACUGGAUCAUGAAUUGACAAUAUGGCGGUUCGGUCUUAUCAAAGUAUUGCAAGGAAACGAUAAUUCUCCCGUGUCCGAAGUGAACGUCACACCUGUUGCUGCAUCCAUCCAUUUAUGCUACUACGCUGCAUUGCUCCUACUUCAUAGACCAUUUAUAGAACAUAUCAAGCAAGGGAGACCCAAUCCACUGUCAUCCUAUUCUUCUUUCAGGAUCUGUACUUCAGCGGCUGAACGAGCCAUCGUCCUGGCAAGCAACCUAUCACCAUCGGACUUUUUGAGAUUUUCAUGGAGCUUCAAUCUUUCGUCUGUUUUCCAAAGUGGACUGAUGUGUAUAUACAACUCCAAAAAUGUUGAUGCAAGAGUAUCCACUCGAGCAAAGUCCCAUCUUGCACAAUGCCUUGCCUUGCUAAAGCGUAUCAAAUCCAUGUCAGAAAGCGCUCUGAGAAUCGAUCGUUUGAUACAUAAUAUGAUGAAACUACAAGAAGUGGAUUUGACUGGCUACCGACAACAAAUAGAAGACAUGGGCUUCGAAGAGGAGGACGAAAAGAAGAAAGCAGAGAAAACCGUUCGAAACAUGAUGCAACCCAUACCGUCUAAUGAUUUCCGAACCCGACUAAUUGAUUCGCAAUCACCGCCUGUUGCGAGACCCAUAGAAAUGCCUUCAGCCAAUAUAGAAAAGCCCUCGGUGAUGAUUGACAAUAGUUUACCUAUGGCUAUUCCAAACUUUGGCGAAGUCGGUCCUACAGCCGAAGCGUUUUCUUUGAAGCAAUUUGGACUUAGCAAAGAAAAUGAAUUCAGCUACAUGAAGGCUUUGGAUUCUAUCACUGGCGACAAAGAUAUUUGGAGUGCUGACAAUUCUGUAAAUACUACUAAUCAACAAUCUGCACAACUACAAAACCCCCCUGUGCAAUGGAUCCAACCUCAGACGACUGAAUCAGCCACAAAUACAUUGUUUCAAUCAGGUUAUCUUAUGGGUGGCAUUCCCACCAGACAAGAUCCUUACGCUCAGUCCUUUCCCACUAUUUUGACAGCGACUGUUCCAAACAACCCAGCCGUAGCAGCUGCGGAAAAUACACUGUUUAGGAACACACCAAGUAAUCCAUUCUGGUCUAUACCUGCAAGCUUUGAUUGGGAUGAAUGGAAUUCUUAUUACGAUCAGGCUGCACCGGCAGUCGAAGGAACAUCCAGUAGUGGUGUCUGGUAGAGAUUUUUUCAUCGGGGCGCUGUACAUAUCUUAUUUGUUCCAACUUUUUAUUUUACUCUGUUUCUCUCUAAAGUAUUCAUUUUUUGUUAUACCAUAUUCAUCCUAUACGCUUGCAAUAUAGCAACAAAUACUUCUGUACAGCACAUCAUCAUCUUUAUAAACUUGUCUGUCUUGAUGCAAUUUUGCUUGCCUGCCAUAACAGUCACGU
This is a messenger RNA of Umbelopsis ramanniana AG, 2973 nucleotides long. RefSeq lists its product as uncharacterized. The record is from RefSeq and is a predicted model, not a curated record. Gene Ontology annotation, biological process: DNA-templated transcription; regulation of DNA-templated transcription. The coding region runs from base 21 to 2765 and encodes 914 amino acids. The transcript is spliced from 8 exons. NCBI's taxonomy places the organism in Eukaryota, Fungi, Mucoromycota, Umbelopsidomycetes, Umbelopsidales, Umbelopsidaceae. Gene Ontology annotation, molecular function: DNA-binding transcription factor activity, RNA polymerase II-specific; DNA binding; zinc ion binding.